AUGUGCGGAGAGAAAGAGCUCGAGUCUUCUGAUUACUCGUCGGAUGAGGACACUGAGUCGCUCGACUCGUUCCAUUCUAUCAAAACCGAGAGAGUUGCACGUACCUGGGCCUACAGUAUCCUCUUCUGCUACACGCUCGCCGCCAUCUCGUUCAUGGCCAUCUUCGUCAUCUGGUUCUUCACCAAAGAGGAGGACAUCUCGGAGGAUGUCUUGGAUUUUGACUAA
Molecule: messenger RNA, 225 nt
Organism: Caenorhabditis remanei
Lineage: Eukaryota; Metazoa; Nematoda; Chromadorea; Rhabditida; Rhabditidae
Exons: 2
Coding region: 1-225 (74 amino acids)
Source: RefSeq, a predicted model, not a curated record